Messenger RNA from Sugiyamaella lignohabitans, 2106 nucleotides. It is a transcript of the gene GLE1, whose product is annotated as nucleoporin GLE1. The transcript has a single exon. Gene Ontology annotation, molecular function: inositol hexakisphosphate binding; phospholipid binding; translation initiation factor binding. The record is from RefSeq and is a predicted model, not a curated record. Lineage: Eukaryota; Fungi; Ascomycota; Dipodascomycetes; Dipodascales; Trichomonascaceae. Bases 1 to 2106 code for a protein of 701 amino acids. Gene Ontology annotation, biological process: poly(A)+ mRNA export from nucleus; regulation of translational initiation; regulation of translational termination. Gene Ontology annotation, cellular component: nuclear pore cytoplasmic filaments; nuclear pore; cytoplasm.
AUGCGUUUUACUCCUCAUAGAUCAAGCUCUUACAGCGACUCGGAUGUCGACUCGCUGUGGUCGCAGGAUUCUGAAGAAGAAGAGUUUCCAGUCGGUCCUCGAGACGGUGAUAGUGAAGAUGACGACGAGUUUAUAGAAGUGACCUAUGAGGAUGCUCUUGGACAAGAAGCAGGCGGCGAGGACGCGACGAGUGAUUGGUCUGAAGAUGAGAGUUUCCGUCUGUUUACCGAACAAAGAUCUGAACUGCUGAAAGAUCUGGAAAAGAGUAGUCUUCCGACUGGUGUUAGUGGUCUGCACGACCAAAAAAAACUAAAUACUGCAACUUUUACUAGUAGUAGUCCAGGAGACAGCUUUUUGAAUAGAAGUGCGACUGGAAGUAUGAGUAUGAACAUUCCGUUGAAAACACAAACACAACAACCAUCACAGCUGUCUUUUCAAAGGAAUACAAGUACUCCACUGAAAACACCGGGACAGAAUCAGCGUUCCACGACGCCGGCGGCCACUAAAUCAUUUCCUCAUGUGGGAAGUGUGACUAGCGAUAGUGGUAACAGAAGCUUCUCUAAUAAAGGAGCUAUUUCUUCGCCUGUUAAUGGAAGUGCCAGUGCAUCGAGAUAUCAGACAACAGUGUUAGAUAGUGAUCGAUCUUUUGGAUCCGAGGUGAACAUUUCACCAUCACUAAGAAGAACCAGUCGUAUCAUGAACCAGAUGCAAGUGACUGCCGAUAUCAACAAAUUAGAUGCCAUGGUCAACAAAUGGAGUAUAUCAAAUAUAGAAAAGUACGCUGAUCUCGUCAAAGACGAUGAGCAGACGAUACAGGACAAGCUGGAUCAACUGACAGACCAGUUCAAUCUUCAGAUCAUUUCGACAAAUGAGAAUGCCAAUAAUAUCGUCGCUCGACGUAAAAAGAGAGUCUCAGAUUUGAUCAACGAGCGAAUUCGGUACGAAGAAGAGAUCAAAGAACAAAAACGUCGUGAAGCAGAGGCUGAAAAAGAACGGCUGCGGAAACAACAGGAGGAACAAGCUAGAAUCCAACGGGAAUUAGAAGAAGCUAGAAAGAAACAAGAGGAAGAAAGAAAGAAACAGGAAGCUAUAGAUGUUGCUAAUGCAGAAGCCAGAAAAGAAGCUGAAAAGAAAGCAGCUGAAGAAGCCAAAGCCAAAGCUGCUGCUGAAGCGGCCGCUGCAAAGGCAGCAGCCGAAGAAGCAGCCAAAUCUCGGCAGUAUACAGACUGGACUAAAGUAGAUAAAGAGUUUGCUCAACGAAAAGCCAAGAUUGUGGAAAUCAAGGAGAAAAUCCUCGCGCCUGUCAGUGCUGAUGCCAAUCUUCGCAAAUACUGUUUUCAGAACAAACGUCAUAUUAAAGUCAAAUUAGGUCAAUUGACCGACUCACGAGGCCAAUUACAAACGAUUCUACGAGAACUAUUCGAUGUAUUUGAACAAGCUAAGAAGUUCAAUCAUCUCACUUAUUUAUGGCUACUGAACUUUUUCGCCAAAGGAGUAGUUGCACAAGCCGAGACCGAGACCAUUGUAGCAGUCCAAUCUGCCGUGCCACUAGGAACAUUGGCCACUUUCUGUAUGGCUCAGUUCCCGGAAUUGGUCGAUUUGCUAUUAGCACGAUUCGUGAAAAAGUGUCCUCAAGUGAUAGGUUACUCAUGCAACAUUGACACUGAAGAGGGCCGGAUCCGUAUGGGAUACAAACGAAAGAACGAGAAAUGGGAAGACGAUGCUGUCUACUCAGAACGAGUGUCUGGAAUGUGUUCUGUAUGGACAGUUAUCACCAUGACCGAACAACUCAAAGGAACACCGUUCAACCACCCAUACCCGUUCUCAAACACCUGGCGAUUCCUUGCUCGCCAGCUCAAUAAAGACCCCGAACUCGUUCAAAACGGCGACUUUGCCGCCGUGGCUGCCUGGUGGGACAUUGCCUCAGAACGGUUUGUCCAAGUGUACGGCCGCCAGGCCAUCAAAGCCCUUCAACUGGCAUCUGGACCCUGGGCCAUGCUGAAACCCGACCAGCGGUUCCCAGCAGCUCUCCGUCUGCAACUCCUCGGCGAGGAAUGGCGCAAAAAGGGCAAACUCUCGGUGGUCGUUAAGCCCAUGCUCCCUUAA